AUGAUACUGACUUUCGUGUGUGCGCCUGCGCUCUCCCAGCACUUCCCUGGCAACAGAGACUGCGCACUGACGCUACCCGGACCUGGGAGACCCGGUUUCAACGGUAUUGAGUUCCGCCUCUCUCGCGAUGACGUGGUAUUGGGUCUUCCCCGUAUCAACACUUUGAGGACCCACAUCGCAGAUUUCUGUCCUCGAUCACAUCGUACCGACCGACGCUGUAAAGUGACGCGUUAUCGCCGUCACGACGGCGACUGCAACAAUCUCCAGCACCCCACAUGGGGCUCCGCACUUCUCCCUUUCAAAAGACUCUUACCACCCGUAUAUGCAGAUGGUAUAAGCGAGCUACGCGCGGACCGCCAAGGGUUUCCUCUGCCUAAUCCUCGUGUGGUGUCAGCCCACGUUCACAGGGACGAGGGGCCACAUGAGCACGCCGUGACCCUGAUGUUCGCAGCUUGGGGUCAGCUAAUGGACCAUGAUCUCACCUUCACUGCGGAGACCAAAGACCCUAGUGACCUUCGAGAGCCGAAUUGCUGCGGAUCUGGAAGACCUCUCCAUCCCAACUGCCUGCCGGUGCCCCUGCCCCCGGAAGACCAUUUCUACCGCCUCCACAGACAGACGUGUAUGAACAUGCUGCGAUCUCUGGCAGGCGUCAGGCCCGACUGCCGUCUGGGACUCCUUCCACAGGUGUGGCACCAGAUCAUUUAG
Cryptotermes secundus is the source of this 705-nucleotide messenger RNA. RefSeq names its product chorion peroxidase-like. Gene Ontology annotation, biological process: response to oxidative stress. The record is from RefSeq and is a predicted model, not a curated record. Gene Ontology annotation, molecular function: heme binding; peroxidase activity. Lineage: Eukaryota; Metazoa; Arthropoda; Insecta; Blattodea; Kalotermitidae. The coding region runs from base 1 to 705 and encodes 234 amino acids. The transcript has 5 exons.